CAAGAAUCUGCGCUGCGCAAAGGCUGCCGGGGAUGGUGAGAGAGUUGUACUUUAUCCUCUCAGCCGCAGGGCCGCGGGUUACUUACCUCUGUGUAAACUGAACGGGGACACUUGCCUUGUUAUUGAUGAUGAUGAAGGGUUGCUGGUGUUGUUGGGCAGAGCUUGGCUGUUCCAUUGCUGAGAUCACUAUGCCAGGGCUCAUGUGCAGGCGGGUAUCUUAGUCACUUGGCCACCUGGACUCCUCCUGGGCAACCUGAUUCCACAUGGAAUAGUCUGUGAGACAUACUCUGCCCUGGGACAUUCAUUCAGGGUCAUGUACUAUAGCAGUGGAAGCAUUGUUAUAUACAUGUUGUUGUACAUUAGAGCUGUACUUUCAUUGCGACUCCAGCUUCCCACUGACACAUCAAGGCUGUCAUAUCCAUAUUGCCUGCUUGCCAUGCCUUGUGCCCAGGUCCACAGCCCAGAGCAGUCCAUAGUUGGGGGACAGGGGGCAGCCUGAAGGCCCUUUUAAGUGGGAUUUGGGGACAAUACCUUUUGGCCUUAUAAGAUUCCCCUGGAACCAUCGACUGAGUAUCAUGUAAGUUGUUGGAUAAUAUCAGAGAAAUUCCUUGCCUUUACUCUUUAUGUUGCUUAACUUUCAUUCAUAAAUGCAACAUCCCUCCCUCCUGUCCUGCACUUUAGCAGAGCUUUACAGGCAUAGACAUUAAGCAAUACAUUGGCAGCUGAAGUAUCGACAGAGGAAACCCGACUGAAACUGGAAGUGACCCAUUGAAGUAGAAGGAAUCUGAACCAUGGCCUCAUUAUGUUUGAGAUGCUUGGUGACAUUAGGCCUUGGGAAGGUUCCUGCAGGGAUCAGACAGAGAAAUGCCCUGCACCUGGCACACAUAGGACAUCCCUCUUCUUUGCUAAGAGCUAUUUAUCUCGGGCAUCAUGAAGCUGAAGCAGCGGGUCGUUGUCUUGGCACUGCUGCUGGUGAUUUUGGUUCUCACCAAGCUUCUUUUAUUGGACCGACUGGAGACCUCUGCUGCUCAGAGACAGGACCAGCUGUCUUUUCAGCGCAUGAUGUCCAGCUUGCGGCUUACGUUGGACUCCCGUUUGGAGCAUACCUUGCAGUCCCCCUGGGAAAUUGCAUCUCAGUGGGUUGUACCACGGGAAGUGUAUCCUGAGGAUAGCCCAGAAAUGGGAGCAGUUUUACAUUCUAUGGCAAUCAAGAAAAUUGUGAGAGCUGACGUUGGCUACAAAGGCACACAGCUCAAAGCUUUGCUUGUCCUGGAAGGUGGACAGAAGGUGGUAUUUAAGCCCAAAAGGUACAGCCGGGAUUAUAUUGUGGAAGGGGAACCAUAUGCUGGGUACGACAGGCAUAAUGCUGAAGUGGCAGCUUUUCAUUUAGAUAGAAUCCUAGGCUUCAGACGAGCUCCUCUAGUUGUUGGGCGAUAUGUGAAUCUUAUCACUGAGAUUAAACCUGUAGCUACUGAGCAGCUUCUAAGCACUUUUCUAAAGCAGGGUAACAAUACCUGCUUUUAUGGGAAAUGCUACUACUGUCGUGAGACUGAGCCCGCCUGUGCAGAACAAGAAAUGAUGGAAGGUACUGUCACACUAUGGCUCCCCGAUGUAUGGCCCCUUCAGAAGCAUCGACACCCUUGGGGAAGGACCUACCGCGAGGGAAAGUUGGCAAGGUGGGAAUAUGAUGAAAGUUACUGUGAUGCUGUGAAGAAGACCUCACCUUAUGACUCUGGACCAAGACUCCUGGAUGUUAUUGAUACUGCUGUUUUUGAUUUCCUGAUUGGAAAUGCAGAUCGUCAUCAUUAUGAAAGCUUUCAAGAUGAUGAGGGUGGCAGCAUGCUAAUACUACUGGACAAUGCUAAGAGUUUUGGGAAUCCAUUGGUAGAUGAGCGAAGUAUUUUGGCUCCCCUAUACCAGUGCUGCAUUAUUCGCGUUUCCACGUGGAACCGUCUUUCUCACUUGAAGCAUGGCACGCUCCGCUCUGCUUUAUUGACUGCUACGGCUCAUGAUCCCAUCUAUCCAGUGCUGUCAAAAACUCACCUUGAUGCUUUAGAACGCCGACUACAGAGCAUAUUGGCAACGGUUCAGCAAUGCAUAGGACAGUUUGGAGCUGAUGUGGUCAUGGUGGAGGACAGGAUGACUUUUACCCAUAUGUAACUCCAUUGUUGUCCCAAAGAAACAGAAGAAAUCAUCUCUAUUGGGUUGGGUUUGUUUCCACGGUACACCUGGACUUGACCCUCAAACAGCACAGUGCAUCUGCAGAUACUAAACCCACCAGACUGCAAUUCAUCUACUGCUUGCACCUCAAUGAACAAAUGGUAGACUGCUAGAGAAGUAUCUCCCUGCCACAAUCCAGUCUCUGUAUUUUGCCAAUGAUGCUUUAUAGCACUACGAAGGGACUUAAUGAGCUUCUGACAGUGUGGGUAUUAAACAGUUGUAAAGAGAGUGGAGAAUUUAAGUCAUAAUUUAUUCUUUGUUUUUCAUUUGGAAGGGCAUCAAGCUAAUUUUUAAUAUUCGGGUGUCUGAUUUUAUGUGGUGCACAUGAUGGCUGCCAAGUGGCCCGGUAACAUCUCAAGCAGAACCAUUUGCUUAGAGUUCCGUGCCCUGUGCAUUUCUGUGUUUUACCUUUGUUGCUUCUUGUAAAUUAUUAGACUUUUAAUUUAUGGACUAAUUCAGGAAACUGAUCUUGAGGGACCUGUUGGCACGUAGUGUUUCCAUAUACUCCGGCAAAUCCUGAUGCGAUUAUUGUCUCAAUAUUUGGAAUUUACUCAAAUAUUGACUGCGUCGUUUUGUAACCUGCAAACAAUAUGUAACUCUUUGCUGGCUCUGGCAUAUAAAGCCACAACAUUUUUUUUUUCCUCCAACAUUUAUUUGUAUUGCCCUUCAUUGUCAGAGAACCACAGCCAAUUUCAGCAAAGACAAUCCUCUGAAUUAAAGGUAGAAAAGGGCAUUUUCCGGACAAAAGGUUUUGGCAACCUCAGUAGACCAAUGGUGCUGAUGUUUUCUAACCUCAGUUAAAAUAAUUUAUAUUUGCAUUGCUAGGAGGUGAAAGGGUGUAUGGUUUUCCUCAUUCCCCUCAAGCUUUCUAUAAGUCAUUUGCACUCGGGGUGGGGUGCCUGCAAGUGCUUUUGAAAGAUUGUGUUCUUCAAAAUGACUGAUCUAUUUAUUUUCUGGAAACAAGAUGAGGCAUUGUGCUAAUAUUUUUUUUACUUAGACAAACUGCUGUCAGGACUGUUGGAUUUGCAGCCUCCAGCUGCUAAGUUACAGCUCACAGUAUCCACUGCCAGAGAUUGGUGGGAGCUGUAAUGCCUAAGCUGGAGGCUGCGCUAUUGGGGGAAGUAUUUCUGAUGUAUUUAAAGUAAGCCAGGUAAACUCAUCUGGGUUUUAGGCUACUGUUCUGGUUCAAUUUAAUUUUUCUUUUUAAAUGGACCUUGGUCAUUUUAAAGUAAUGUCAAUCUUAAAUGUAUGCAUCAUUCUGGGUUUAUUGCUUUGUUUUCCUCUUUUUGUCUUUGCAUAUUUGAAAGCCAGUACUCCAUGAUUUGCUGUUCCCUUUCCAGUAGUAAAGUGCCAUAUUACUGAAACAAAGGCGUAUAAAGUUGGAGUGCAUCCAUUUCAUUUUAUGUUAUGCUGAUAGCUCCAAUUGAAUGUUAACAUUGGAUUACUUAGAUGGGUUAUUGGUUGUGCAAAAGAAACCCCAAAACCUGAAUGUAGCUUAUUGUGAACACAAUAUUUUGCUUAAGGAUUUCUGUUCUCCUUUAUGCCAAGGCCUGUUGUGCCCAGCUGUUGCUCUGAGUUGGACUGACUCAAUACAAGACUGUCCCCUGUACAUCUGAUACUUUACACAAACGAUGAGUACAAUGUAAUGGUAAUUUAAGGUUAAGAAUUCAGUGCGGUGGUUAGUUUCCACCUACAAGGAGAUUGAAAGGUUUUAUCACUGGGGUGUAAUUGUUAGGGGCAACCCCAGUGAUUAUAAUCGCUUACUACAGACCCUGGGCUAGGGCUCAUCUUCACCAAAAUAUGGGCUGGGUAGCAUUUUAGUAAGCAUUGUGCCACCAUCUCCUUCUUUUGCCAUGGAAUCUCUGGGGCUGGUCUGGCAUGGACACAAAAACAAAACUGAGAGUAAUAAAUAAAUCAGAACAUUUACUCUUCUGCACAUGUGAACAGCUAGGCCACAGGGCUCACUGGAAUACUACCCCAGGUUGGUGUGUUUUUUAGCAAAGGAAUAUUUGCCCAGGGUCUAAAGUAAGUGAUUUUAAUAAUGGAGGCUGCAUUACAAAUUGUCAUCCCAUCCUUGUCCUUUAAGUCUCCUUAAAUGUUCCCAAAACAGUUUUACUUAAAUGGUACCAGUUUCAACCUCUCUCUCUCAGUUCAUAAUAUAAUUCCUAUUCACUUUCAGACUUUUUUUUCUUGCUUUGUGACUUUUUUUAUAUCCUGCUGCUUGAUAGUUUUACAAAAAGAGUAAGUAGCAGAGAGGGAGGGCAUUGUUCUAUCUAACUUCAAAUAAUGUUUUCACAUAGUUCAGUUCAUUAGUGAAAGUCAAUGCUGCUGUUAUAAUGGCUCAGUACCAGUACCUUCCCUUCAUUAUUCUUACGAGGUCCUGGCCAACAUUUAAGAAACAUGGGGUUUUGAUUGGGUUUGGAGGAAUAAAUACAGUGAAAGAGGAGAGAAUAUAUUUAGUAGGAAAAAUAAAAGAUACAAGAUAUCUAAUGUUGUUGUUGUGUUUUUUUUU
Messenger RNA from Xenopus laevis (African clawed frog), 4732 nucleotides. RefSeq names its product family with sequence similarity 20 member B S homeolog (gene fam20b.S). Gene Ontology annotation, cellular component: Golgi apparatus. Bases 931 to 2160 code for a protein of 409 amino acids. Gene Ontology annotation, biological process: proteoglycan biosynthetic process. The record is from RefSeq and is a predicted model, not a curated record. Gene Ontology annotation, molecular function: phosphotransferase activity, alcohol group as acceptor. Lineage: Eukaryota; Metazoa; Chordata; Amphibia; Anura; Pipidae. The transcript is spliced from 8 exons.